AUGACCCCCUCGCCCCAGGUCGCCUUCAAGACGCGCCGGCCCAAGGUAUGGUGGAGCAACGCCGUCUUCUUCGUCGGCGCGCAUAUAGCUGCUCUUGUGGGCAUCUACUACCGCCCCGUCUACGCCGUACCACGCGCGACCCUUGUCCUCGCGUUCGUAUUAUGGCAGCUGGCUGAGUUCGGGAUCACUAUUGGUUACCACCGGCUGUGGUCGCACCGUGCAUUCAGGGCCAAGCCAGGCGUCCGAGUCGUGCUCGCCAUCCUCGGCUCCUCCGCUUUCCAAGGAUCUAUCAAAAGAUUCACAGAUGAUCCAGUACACGACCCAUAUUCCGCAACGCGCGGUCUCCUGUUCUCACAUGUAGGCUGGAUAUUCUUCAAGCCUGUGUACGAAAAGAUGGCGCUGGUCGACAAGGAAGACCUCGAGAACGAUCCAGUCGUCGCAUGGCAGCACAAAUACUUCGUGUUUCUGGCUAUUGGUCUCGGUCUGGGAUUUCCUACGCUCCUCGGUGCUCUAUGGGGCGAUGCCAUGGGCAGCUUCAUCUGGGCGGGAUUGACGGCGAGAAUAUUCGUUUGGCACUGUACAUUCUUCGUGAACUCGUUGGCGCAUUGGGACGGCCUCCAGCCAUAUUCAGACGAGAACACCUCCCGGGGCAACUUCCUUCUCGCUGUCCUAACCGCUGGCGAGGGCAACCACAACUUCCACGCCUUCCCACAUGACUUCCGCUCCGGCCCGUCAUGGCUAGAUUGGGAUCCCUCCAAAUGGAUCAUCCUCGCUCUCCACCGUCUCGGACUCGUGUACAGCCUCCGCACAGCGCGCGGAGACGAUAUCGAAGAUGCGCGGCAGUAUAUGCACGAGAAGAGCCGUGGCGAUCGCCAUCGCCCGCACGACGAAGAGGAAGAGUGGUCGGGCGCAGUGUGGACGAAGGAGAAGGCAGAAGAAUAUGUGGCUGAGAACCCGCAGAGGUGUGUACUGCUGAUAGAAGGGUUUCUGGUAGACGCUACGGCGUAUCUCAAGGAGCACCCCGGCGGCGCGCGUUUAUUGCGCGAGUACUCCUUGCGGCGAGGUACAGAACCAGAAAGGCUUAGUUGGAGGGACGCGAGCUGGGCGUUUGACGGCGGGCUGAAUAACCAUUCGAGAGCGGCGAAGAAGCGGUUGAGGGAGUUCCGGGUUGCUAGACUAGUUUCUGAAGACGCAGUGGUAGAAUAAAGUGUUAUGCUGUACAGGUGUUUCAUACUGCAAUUGGAAAUCAGUAGACAAGUGCGCAAGCACUUCAAGUAUGAACUCUGU
This is a messenger RNA of Gloeophyllum trabeum ATCC 11539, 1287 nucleotides long. RefSeq lists its product as uncharacterized. Gene Ontology annotation, cellular component: endoplasmic reticulum membrane. The record is from RefSeq and is a predicted model, not a curated record. Gene Ontology annotation, biological process: unsaturated fatty acid biosynthetic process. NCBI's taxonomy places the organism in Eukaryota, Fungi, Basidiomycota, Agaricomycetes, Gloeophyllales, Gloeophyllaceae. Gene Ontology annotation, molecular function: iron ion binding; stearoyl-CoA 9-desaturase activity; heme binding. Bases 1 to 1206 code for a protein of 401 amino acids. The transcript has 11 exons.